GCAGGCACGCGACGAAUUUCUGACGGCAGUGACGACGAACGGCUCGAUGAAUCUUGGCUUCUUCUCGGGCAGCCCGCUCGACGUCGAGAUCCUCCUGGACGGCGAGCACGAGCGGAAGCAGCUCGAGAUCAAAGCAGAUGGCAAGGACAAGCGAGAGCGAUGUCCCAUCUACUAUGACGGCGAGAGCGUCAAGGGACUCGCUACAGUCAGAGUACGGGACGGCAAAGCGAUCAAGCAUGAAGGCAUCAAGGUCGAAUUUGUGGGCAGCAUAGAGAUGUUCUACGACCGAGGGAAUCACUACGAGUUCCUCUCACUAGCGCAAGAGCUAGCAUCUCCCGGCGAGCUCAGAUCAGCUCAGACGUUCGAGUUUGAGUUCAAGAACGUCGAGAAGCAAUACGAGUCCUACACGGGCAUCAAUGUCAAACUGCGCUACUUUGUGCGCAUCACACUCUCGCGGAGGAUGGCAGACGUAGUCAAAGAGAAGGAGCUGUGGGUGCACUCUUAUCGGAUGCCGCCAGACUCGAACAAUUCGAUCAAGAUGGAAGUCGGCAUCGAGGACUGUCUCCAUAUCGAAUUCGAGUACAACAAGUCAAAGUAUCAUCUCAAGGACGUCAUCGUCGGCAAGAUAUACUUUCUGCUCGUGCGCAUCAAGAUCAAGCACAUGGAGCUCUCCAUCAUCAGGCGGGAGACAACAGGCGCGGCGCCGAACCAGUACAACGAAAGCGAGACGAUCACCAAAUUCGAGAUCAUGGACGGUGCACCCGUCCGCGGCGAGACGAUACCCAUCCGACUCUUCCUGGGCGGAUUCGAGCUCACGCCGACGUUCAGAGAAGUCAACAAACGCUUCUCUACGCGCUACUAUCUCAACUUGGUCUUGCUGGACGAAGCCGCACGACGGUACUUCAAGCAGCAAGAGAUUACGAUCUUUCGCAAACCCGAGAACUAGCCCCGCAGUGACGCUGUACCAACAUGUACACAAACCGACGAAUGCAAUUCCCCAUACAGCGAAAC
This is a messenger RNA of Mixia osmundae IAM 14324, 1011 nucleotides long. RefSeq lists its product as uncharacterized. Gene Ontology annotation, biological process: retrograde transport, endosome to Golgi; intracellular protein transport. The record is from RefSeq and is a predicted model, not a curated record. Gene Ontology annotation, cellular component: endosome; retromer complex. Bases 47 to 946 code for a protein of 299 amino acids. The transcript is spliced from 5 exons. NCBI's taxonomy places the organism in Eukaryota, Fungi, Basidiomycota, Mixiomycetes, Mixiales, Mixiaceae.